AUGAACUCUACCCUGCUUCGCUCACCUGCCCUGCGCGCGGCCACGAGAGCCACUGCGCCUCAGAUGUCUCGCGCCCGUCUCGUUGGCACCACAUUUGUUCGGGGAAAGGCGACUCUGCCUGAUCUGCCGUACGACUAUGGCGCCCUCGAGCCCUCCAUCUCGGGUAAGAUCAUGGAACUCCACCACAAGAACCACCACAACACCUAUGUAACCUCGUUCAACAACUUCUCCGAGCAACUCGCCGAAGCAAAGGCCAAAUCAGACAUCAAGGCCCAAAUCGCACUCCAGCCCGCCAUCAACUUCCACGGCGGCGGCCACAUCAACCACUCGCUCUUCUGGGAGAACUUGGCACCCACCUCCAAGGGCGGCGGUGAGCCUCCCUCGGGCCCGCUCGCCAAGGCCAUCAACGACAGUUACGGCACCCUCGAUGCAUUCACUGACAAGUUCAACACGGCACUAGCCGGGAUUCAAGGCAGCGGAUGGGCGUGGUUGGUCCAGGAUGUGCAGACAGGAAGCUUGCAGAUCAGGACAUAUGCGAACCAGGAUCCUGUGGUCGGACAGUUCAGGCCCAUCUUGGGAGUGGAUGCAUGGGAGCACGCGUACUACUUGGACUACCAGAACAGGAAGGCCGAGUACUUCAAGGCGAUUUGGAAGGUCAUCAACUGGAAGGCGGCGGAGAAGCGCUUCCAGUAG
This is a messenger RNA of Plenodomus lingam JN3, 693 nucleotides long. RefSeq lists its product as uncharacterized. Gene Ontology annotation, biological process: superoxide metabolic process. The record is from RefSeq and is a predicted model, not a curated record. Gene Ontology annotation, molecular function: metal ion binding; superoxide dismutase activity. Gene Ontology annotation, cellular component: mitochondrion. Lineage: Eukaryota; Fungi; Ascomycota; Dothideomycetes; Pleosporales; Leptosphaeriaceae.